Molecule: messenger RNA, 1608 nt
Organism: Entelurus aequoreus (snake pipefish)
Lineage: Eukaryota; Metazoa; Chordata; Actinopteri; Syngnathiformes; Syngnathidae
Gene: rbfox1l
Product: RNA binding fox-1 homolog 1, like
Exons: 12
Coding region: 51-1175 (374 amino acids)
Biological process (GO): regulation of alternative mRNA splicing, via spliceosome; nervous system development
Cellular component (GO): cytoplasm; nucleus
Molecular function (GO): mRNA binding
Source: RefSeq, a predicted model, not a curated record
UGGACUUCUCCUCCAGUUGGUCUCUUCACACGUGCCAGUAGUCUGUGGCUAUGCUCUCCUCGCCCGCCGUCAUCCUGCAGCCUUAUGGACUUCCUGUGUACCCACAGAGCAGCACAUGUUACCCCAGCCUGGUGCAGGGAGGCCCCACCCAAGAGGCGGGCCCGGGCGGGGCCGACCCCACCCUGUCUCAGGUCUACGCCCCGCCCCCUUCUUACCCUGUCCCAGGUCAAGGGUCGGCGACCUCUGCGGGGCGGCUGCCGCCUCUGGAGUUUACUCCCGCUCACCCCGCCUCAGAGUACCCCGAGCUCCCCCAGCUGAGGGUCUACCAGGGCCCCCAGCUCGAGGGGGCGGAGCCACUGAUGUCCAGCAGCACGGACGACGCCCCCGUGACCUCCGACCUCCAAGUGACGUUAGACGGCGCGGGCAGCGGCGGCGAGGAGGAGGAGGGGUCGGCCCAGCCCAAGCGCCUGCACGUCUCCAACAUACCCUUCCGCUUCCGAGACCCUGACCUCCGGCAGAUGUUCGGGCAAUUUGGGAAGAUCCUGGACGUGGAGAUCAUCUUCAAUGAGAGGGGGUCAAAGGGCUUCGGCUUCGUGACCUUCGAGAGCGCCGCCGAAGCCGACCGGGCCAGGGAAAAACUGAACAGCACCAUCGUGGAAGGGAGGAAGAUCGAGGUGAACAACGCCACGGCGAGGGUAGUCACCAAGAAGCCGCAGACGGCGCUGGUGAGCGGCGACAUGUCGGCUUCCGGCUGGAAGAUCAACCCGGUCAUGGGCGCCAUGUACGCACCCGAACUCUACACGGUGGCCAGCUUCCCCUACCCCAUGGCGGCGCCCGCUCUGGCCUACCGCGGCUCGGCGCUGAGGGGCCGAGGGCGAGCCGUCUACAACGCCAUCCGCUCCGCCGCUGCCACGCCCACCGCCGUGCCCGCCUACCCUGGAGUGGUGUACCAGGACGGUCUCUAUGGAGCAGAAGUAUAUGGUGGUUACCCGGCUGCCUACAGGAUGGCCCAGACUGCCGCCUCUGCCACUGCAACCUACAGUGAUGGAUACGGCCGCGUGUACACCGCAGCUGCAGACCCCUACCACCACUCGGUGGGGCCGACCACGACGUACGGCGUCGGCACGGUGGCCAGUUUGUACCGGGGAGGAUACAACCGCUUCACUCCCUACUGAUGACAUCAUCCUCGCCAUCAGCCAAUCACAAUCAAGUUGUACAUAUGGACGUGUUGUCAUGCCAACGACUGUGUAUUAUUUAUGAACCGUGACAACAAUUAGUGUGUGUGUGUGUGUGUGUGUGUGUGUGUGUGUGUGUGUGUGUGCCUCACCAACUACCUCUCUUCUUCUUCUUGUUGCUGGUGUGUGUGACGUGUGCCGCAAAUAAAAGUUGAUCCUCGCUUACUUCCUUAAAUAAAUUCAUUUGUCUUGUUGUUGCCAAACCUUUUUUUCACACUGAAUUUAUGGAACUGAAAUUGUUUUGCUUUUUGAAUUUUGGGAACUGAUUUUUUUGUUUUUUUCUCUAACAAAUGAUGCUGUUGGUUUCAGUGAACUGUGAGCAAAAUGUGUUGAAAAUUUCAGUUUGUUGAAAAAACGUGUUUUUAAAAUUCAG